Cyclopterus lumpus (lumpfish) is the source of this 4555-nucleotide messenger RNA. Its product is annotated as APC membrane recruitment protein 2. Gene Ontology annotation, cellular component: plasma membrane. Bases 546 to 3629 code for a protein of 1027 amino acids. The record is from RefSeq and is a predicted model, not a curated record. The transcript is spliced from 2 exons. Lineage: Eukaryota; Metazoa; Chordata; Actinopteri; Perciformes; Cyclopteridae. Gene Ontology annotation, molecular function: phosphatidylinositol-4,5-bisphosphate binding; beta-catenin binding. Gene Ontology annotation, biological process: regulation of canonical Wnt signaling pathway.
UCUAAAACUCUUGUAGUACGAACCCCGUCUCCAGCGACAGAAAGUGACAUGCCAAAUUCAAAUUACCGGAACUCUUCGAAAGUUAACGCUUUACGACGUAAUUCCAAAGGAUUGUGAACACUAAGAAGCGGUGCUUUCCAGUGGUAUGCGGUACAUUACGAGUCAUCAGACAGAGAGGACGAGAGCGAGGAAGGGAAAGCUCUGUUUUCGGCUGGGCUGAUGACUGCCCCUGGCUCCGCAUUGCUGACGAAAGCUGCUUAGCCCCUCAGUUGCUAUGGCAACCAGGGAGAGCAGCCAGGCAAAAACGAGGCAAAGGGGAGGGGCUUUCAAGGGAGAAGUAGAGGAGAAAGGGCUGGAUGGGAAAGAUAGACAGAGGGAGGGAUACAGACUGCUGAUAAAGAAACGCACCAAGAGCAACAGAGGUAAAGCAAGGCUACGGACGACGGUAGAGAUAAGAGCUGGAUAUAACUCACUCCUCUGGCUGGGGAAGAAUAACUGCAGUGAGAAACUGGAGGAUACAGAGAAAGGGCUGAAACAGAGAGAAGAUGGAUGUACAAACGGAUAACAUGGACUCCCCGCCUUGUGAAUCCCAGUCGAGGGGAAAAAUCCGAAAAGGAUUCAAGCUGUUUGGCAAACGCAAGCCAGGUAACAUAUUUUCUUUACGAAGCAAAGGGGAUGGCAACAACAAGUCACCUGUUAUCAGGAGCAACACCAUAGAUGGAUUAUCACCAGAUUCAGAGCAGGAGCAAGACAAGGAAAACGGACUGGAGGUGAGUCAAGGAGAGAGGGAGCAGGCUGAGGGGGAGCUACUCGAUGAAGAUGGUGUGCUGGCUGCCGCUCCAGCUCGUGCCUCCAUUUCUUCAGCCAGCUCAGCCAAGUCCCUCAGCUUCCUGUCGUUGCUGAGGGCUGGCCGGAGAGGAACAGGGGAUCGCAGAGUCCGCACAGUGUCCCAGCCCGCGGGUCGGCAACGUCGUGGGCUGAAGGGUCUCUUCAGCAGCGUUAAGUUCCGAUCAAAAGAUAAAGAGGAAGAAGCCCCUCCGAGCCCACUUCUCAUGUCCUCACUCACCAACAGUGUGGAAAUCAUCAAAGAGGACCUCCCCCUUACCCCCAAAUCCCAUCCUCGCUCUCUGGCCAGCCUUGAGAUUGAGAGCUGGGUGUCUGACAAGAGCUUUACGGCACAGGACAGUGCAGCCACGUCCCCCUCAGACACCUCAACUCAGGUGACGGCAGGCAAUGUGAGUAGAAGUAAUGAGCAUGUGCCACCUUUACCCACAUCUGAACCACCCUUGGUACCCGGGGAUAACAGCCUGAGCUGCUUGCUGGCAGACAUCUCCUCUCUCCUGACCUUUGACUCAAUUACAGGGGGGGGAGACAUCAUGGCUGAUGUGGAGGCAGAGUGGGGGAAAGCCAGCAGUCCCAUCGGUGGUGUGGGGACUGACUUCACGGCAUUAUCCACAUCUGUCUUCUCCAAACCCAUCAUCUCAACUCCACUGACCUCUUUCUCUAUCGGCACUGCCACUACGGCAAAACCCUCUCCUGUAGCCGUCCCCACAACAGCCUCAACCCAGGCAACGACAACCUCAUCUCCCAUUGCCAAGCCGAGCCCCACCAUCACGACUUUCACCAAAUCUUCCACUUUAACCUAUCACUCAGUCAAACUGAGCUCGGACUCUACUCAGCUCACAGACUCUAAGCCUUCUGCUGGCAUUACAAUUAAAGCGACUCCUAUCGCAACAAAACCCUCAACUGCCCCUUUAACAUCAACAAACUUUUCAGCCCCAAUAAUAUCUCUCCCUUCGGUGACAAUUAAAUCCACACUGAGCUCCACCUUUACUGCUACCACAGCUCCACCGAACACACCGGCCACUGUAGUCAAGGCUCCUUCCAUUAGUCCAACUCUUACCUGUAUGGCUAGAAAACUUGCUUCAGAGGAUGCAGCACCUCCUCAAGUUAUUACCUCAGUAAGUAAACCUAUCUCUGUAGCUACUCCAACCCCAGUAUCAACUAAACCUCCACCAGUAACCCAUAGCUCCCCCACCCCUGUUGCUUUUACUCAACCUCUGUCUGCUAAAUUGGAUUCAGCGAGCUAUUUGAAGCUGCAGCCUUCCACUUUCUACAAACCUUCCCUAAGUUCAGCUGCAGGAGAAUCUAAACCCCCAGUGAUAGUAUCACCACCCUCUGCUAUUACAACCAAACCCUCCUUUUCCACACCGGUUCUCCCCUCUAAGGUGACAACGGUUCCCACAUCAACUACGCCCUCAGGCUUGGUAUCUGCGGCCCUCUCCAAACCUACACUCAUCUCGAGCCCAAUGGACUUAAAUAAGACCCCUCCCUCCCUUGUGAGUGCUCCCGAUAAGUAUCAUUCCCCUACCCCGACUAGGACCCAACCCUGCUCUGCAUCUGUCCCGACUCCAUAUUCCUUUUCAUUAGAUAAGAUUCCUCCCAUUACUAAACUUAUUCCUGCACCAGUCUCUUUAGAUAAGAUGGUCCCUGUUCCCACACCGGCCCCAGCCCCCACCACUCAUGCUGUUGUUAUUUCAGCAUUCCCAACACCUCCUGCUCAGACUCAGAUCCCAGUCUCUCAAUCUAAAGCCCCUCCUGCGCCUGCUCAAUUCCCAAUUUCUGUAUCUAAAGAUCCACCUGCUCAAAUGCAAGUUUCUCAGUCUAAAGUCCCUCCUGUCACUGCUCAGAUACCAGCUCAUGUGUCUAAUGAUCUGCCAGCUCCUGUUAAAAUGCAAGUUUCUCAGUCUAAAGUUCUUCCUGUCACUGCUCAAAUCCCAAUUCAUGCGUCUAAUGAUCUGCCUGCUCAUGUUAAAAUGCAAGUUUCUCAGUCUAAAGCCCCUCCAGCUCCUGCUCAGAUCCCAAUUUGUAUAUCUACUGGCCUUCCUGCCCUUGUUCCCAUCCCAGUUUCUGUAUCUAAAGACCCUCCUACUCAGAUCACAGUAUCUCAAUCUAAAGCCCCUCCUGCACAGUCCCCUGCCCCUUGCCCCGUCACUUCUCCUCCUUCUACUCCUGCAGCCUGGUUGAGUGAGGGCCCAGCCUCUGCUAAAAUGAGAGGAAGUGGACAGGCAUCAGUCGAUGAGCAACUGAUUAGUCCAAGUAGCACAGGUGCCCUGGGGGCCCACACCAUGCUGUCAGAAGAACUGCAUAAUGAGUUACGAACAAGUCUCCAGGGCCACUCCAGAGAAAGAAGGAUACCACAAGUAAAGGCAUCUGGACUAAGCAAAAUACCUGUAGUUGGAGGGGGCAGAGCAGGCAAGCCACCUGUCCGGGACAGUCAUCAUGUUGAUGAUGAAGUGAGCCGGGACCCACCAACUCCUGUGCUAGAAGAAGAGAGGCCCCAUUUCCACUCACAUGAUACAGGGAUCAAAGAUAAACUCAGUGAUGUUGAGGCUAUCAUGCCCGCCUCAAAACACACCCAGGAGGAGAGUCAGCAGCUUCAUCAGCCAAAAGUCCUCACCAGUUUACCGCGUGACUCAAAGAUCCCUGUGAAGCACGGCGCACAGUCUCACACUGCCUCCCAUAUCCCUCAGCCCUCUCGCACCAAGAUACCUGUGUCCAAGGUUCCUGUCCGCAGGGCUGGGAACAAACCUGCAGCUGCAGGUGGGAGCUCUCAGAUAAGAAAAUAAAUAAAUGGACUUGAAUCAUUCAAUGAUACAGAUUAUGGCUUUGCAACUUUUUUUUUUCUCUCUCUCUCUCAAACACAACUUAAUGACGACUCUUUUUCUACACUGUAUUAUUCUUGGCUUCACAACCCCAUAAGCAACUGUAACAGAGUCAAGGAGGCUGACCACUCAAGCACAAAACAUCUCCGCAAGGAGCCGAAGCAACAAGCCGGGCUCUUUGGUGCUGAGGCAACUGGACAUGCACUCAGGAAAGGUUCGGGGUCACACCUGAACACACAGCAGCAUCGGUGACUAAGGAUAAGCAAGAAAAGAGGUCUUCCGAGUACACAGUCACACACACACAACAUGGGCGAGUGCCUUUUUGAUUAAGGGUGCUUUUUUCGGACAGACUCUCAAAAUCUUUUCUACAGUACUUUUUGUUACUCCCACUUUUUGUAGGAACUGUCAAAUCUUUUUUGGUCUUUCUUUCCAGCAAGUCUCUUUGAUAAAUAACAAGUCCCUUUUUAUUUAUGUUUGGAGAAGAACAGCAGGAGCUCUAUAAACGAAUGCAACAACCAAAUUUACAUUCCACACCUAUCUUUGGAUGUAUGUAGCAAAAGAAAAAUGUUCAUUCAUUUUUGCACAAAAUGUUGAACUGUGCGGCGCCUGCGUGUCCGCCUGCUCAUAUGUAACAUGAUUAGAUCUCACUGUGAACUCUGGGAGAGACUGGUUUUGAGGGAGGAGUGGAAUAUCUCCUGCCAGUGAAGCAGCCAUUAUUAAUGGCUCUGUGGACGUUGUGAGCGAGACAGAGAGGAUGCUGAGAUGAGAUCUCUCUCGUACAAUGGCACGCCCUUAUCCUAAUUGUACUCAGAUGAGAACAAUAUCUCUGUGUAUAGUCUCAUCAGUGUUGUUCUGUUUCUUAUUUAAUCAAUAAAGAUGAGAUAUGUGUA